Myotis myotis is the source of this 8101-nucleotide messenger RNA. It is a transcript of the gene ATF7IP, whose product is annotated as activating transcription factor 7 interacting protein. The coding region runs from base 136 to 4026 and encodes 1296 amino acids. Gene Ontology annotation, molecular function: transcription coregulator activity; protein binding. NCBI's taxonomy places the organism in Eukaryota, Metazoa, Chordata, Mammalia, Chiroptera, Vespertilionidae. The record is from RefSeq and is a predicted model, not a curated record. The transcript has 15 exons. Gene Ontology annotation, cellular component: transcription regulator complex; nucleus. Gene Ontology annotation, biological process: regulation of DNA-templated transcription.
GGCGGCGGCAGCUUCGGUGGUGGCGACUGACGCGCGCGAGCCGGAGGCGGCAGCGUUGGGGACGGCAGCGCGGAACGGCGCUGUGGGAAGGAACUUAGUUCCCCUUCCCUCAUCUUCCGCCCGGAAAGAUUCAAAAUGGAUAGUAUAGAAGAACCUCAGAAAAAAGUCUUUAAGGCUCGAAAAACAAUGAGAGUGAGUGAUCGUCAACAACUGGAUGCAGUGUACAAGGUCAAAGAAGAACUAUUGAAAACUGAUGUCAAGCUGUUAAAUGGCAAUCAUGAAAAUGGAGAUGUGGACCCAACCUCACCUUUGGAGAAUAUGGAUUAUAUUAAUGACAAGGAUGAGGUGAAUGGCCUUGAAGAACUUUGUUUUAAUCCUGAGAAAAGUAAAUCAGAAUGGAAAGAAACACCUUGUAUCUUAAAUGUUAAUGUAAAAAACAAUUCAGAUGAUGAUUUAAAGCAUGAAUCUUUGUCUCCUAGUAGUAAAACUCCUGAACUAAACUCUAAAGUGACCACUGAACCAGCUCCUGGUGAUCCACCUUCAGGUGAUUUGGAUACUGGAGAUCUGCCAGCCUCUGGAGAUAUGGCCUCUGAAGUAUCAACCUCUGGUGAUCCCACCUCUAGUGAUCCCACCUUUGGUGAUGCCACUUCUGGUAUUCCAACCUCUGAUGAGCCUGCCUCUAGUGAUCCCGCCUCUGGUGAUCCAGCCUCUGCUGAACCCGUCUCCGAUGAGCGGGUCUUUACUGAAAACUCAGAUAUGGCUGCCAGUCAACACUCCAGUGAGCUGGUCGCUGGUGAACUGAUGUCUGGGGAGCCAGUCUCUGGUGAACUGGUCUCCAGUGAACCAGUCCCUGGUGAACUGGUCUCUAGUGAACCAGUCUCCAGUGAUCCAGUCUCUGAUAAUUCAGCUUCUGAUGAUCUGGCCUCUGGAACACUGGCCUCUGAUGAUGCAGCUUCUGGUGAUCUGGCUUCUGGUGGUCCAGCCUGCGGUGAUCUAACUUCUGGUGAUCAGGUCUCUGGUGAUCUGGCCUCUGGUGAUCUGAUCUCUGAUGAACCAAUUGCUGAUAAACCAACUUCUGAAUCAGCCUUUGAUUCCACUUUUGAAUCGAGUUCUGUACCAGUUUGUGUGCCAGUUCCUGACACUGACAAUACAGAACCUAGUAGCAAUAAAGGUGAUGAUUUUCUUGAACAAAAUGGGGAUGAUGAAAAGUUAGAUGAAAUUUUCUCAUUUGAUAAGAGUAAAAAAGCUGAUAGUAAUAUUGAUGCUGCUGAAGAAACUCUAGAAGCAGGUGAUACAAUUGUUUGUUCAGCUCCACCUCCUGAAAAUGAAAAGGUAGAGGAAGAUGCUGUCACAGAACCUGUUCUUGGAGAGGAGGAUAUAUCUAGCAGUAUGGAAAUUGACCAAAGUGAAAAGAAUGAAGGUGAAAAUUCUGCAGACCUUGCAGAAACCAUUAGUGAAAAUGUUAUAAAAGAUGACAAAAAUGAGAAUAUAUUAGAAAGUACAGAUUCUAUGGAGACAGAUGAAAUUAUUCCUAUUUUGGAAAAGCUUGCACCUGCUGAAGAUGAACUUACUUGCUUUUCUAAAACUUGUCUUCUUCCAAUUGAUGAAACAAAUCCAGAUUUGGAAGAGAAGAUGGAAAGUUCUUUUGGUUCACCAUCUAAACAAGAAAGUAGUGAGAGUUUGCCAAAAGAAGCCUUUUUGGUCCUCUCUGAUGAAGAGGAUAUUUCAGGUGAAAAAGAUGAGUCUGAAGCUGUGUCACAAAAUGAGUCAUGCUCUCCAGAGGUUCAAAAUAAUGAAAAGGACAGGAAACCAGAGGAAGAAGAGCAAGUAGUAGUACAUGAAGAUGAAAGAACUUCUAAGAAAAUUGAAUUUUCCAGAAGAAAACGUUCUAAAUCUGAGGACAUGGACAAUGUACAGUCCAAACGUCGUCGAUACGUGGAAGAAGAAUAUGAGGCAGAAUUUCAAGUAAAGAUUACAGCCAAAGGAGAUAUUAACCAGAAGCUGCAAAAGGUUGUACAAUGGUUGCUGGAAGAAAAAUUGCGUGCACUACAGUGUGCUGUAUUUGAUAAGACUUUGGCAGAGUUGAAAACACGAGUGGAAAAGAUCGAAUGUAAUAAGAGGCAUAAAACAGUUCUUACUGAACUACAGGCCAAGAUAGCCAGGUUAACCAAACGCUUUGGAGCAGCCAAAGAAGAUCUUAAGAAAAGACAAGAAAAUCCACCAAACCCACCUGUACCUGUAUCACCAGGAAAGUCUAUAGUUGAUGUCAACAGCAAUAACAGUGUGCCCUAUAGAAACACAGGUACAGUGAGACAAUUGCUGGAGUCCAAAAGAAAUGUAAGCGAGAGUACACCACCAUCCAUUCAAACCCCUGUGAAUACAGUGUCUUCAACCAAUCUUGUCACUCCUUCAACAGUUGUCAGUAGUCAACCUAAAUUGCAGACUCCAGUGACUUCGGGUUCUCUGACAUCAAUUCUUCCUGCACCCAACACAGCUACAGUAGUUGCUACUACUCAGGUGCCUAGUGGAAAUCCCCAACCUACAAUCUCGUUACAAUCAUUACCAGUGAUUUUGCAUGUACCUGUUGCGGUAUCCUCCCAGCCUCAACUCCUACAGAGCCAUCCCGGGACUUUAGUAACUAAUCAACCAUCUGGCAACGUUGAAUUCAUUUCUGUACAGAGCCCACCUACAGUGAGCAGUCUCACCAAAAAUCCAGUAUCCUUGCCAUCCUUGCCAAAUCCCACUAAACCAAACAACGUUACUUCUGUGCCCAGUUCUAGUAUUCAAAGGAACUCUCCUGCCAGUGCUGCACCAUUAGGAACAACACUUGCUGUACAGGCUGUUCCAACAGCGCACUCUAUUGUACAAGCCACAAGGACUUCUUUACCCACAGUAGGCCCAUCAGGACUCUACAGUCCAUCAAAUAAUCGCGGUCCUAUACAGAUGAAAAUUCCAAUUUCUGCUUUUAGUACUUCAUCUCCUGCAGAACAGAGCAGCACUACUACCCCAAGAAUUGAAAACCAGACAAACAAAACAAUAGAUGCUUCUGUUAAGAAAGCAGCUGAUAGCACAUCACAGAGUGGAAAAGCCACAGCCAGUGAUUCAGGUGGUGUCAUUGAUCUUACAAUGGAUGAUGAAGAGAGUGGAACUUCACAAGACACUAAAAAGCCAACUCACACUCCAGUGUCAGCCAUGAGUUCUUCUCAGUCUGUGUCUCGGCCGUUGCAACCUAUCCAGCCAGCACCACCUCUUCAACCAUCUGGGGUGCCAACAAGUGGACCAUCUCAGACAACAAUACACUUACUACCUACAGCUCCAACCACUGUGAAUGUAACACAUCGUCCAGCAACUCAGGUGACCACGAGACUUUCUGUACCAAGAGCUCCUGCAAACCAAGUGGUUUAUACAACUCUCCCUGCACCAACAGCUCAGGCUCCCCUGCGAGGAACUGUUAUGCAGGCUCCUGCUGUUCGGCAGGUCAAUCCCCAAAAUAGUGUCACGGUUCGAGUGCCUCAAGCAACUACAUAUGUUGUAAACAAUGGAAUAGCCCUGGGAUCCCCAGGACCUCAGCUCACAGUGCAUCAUCGACCACCACAGGUGCACACUGAGCCCCCACGCCCUGUGCACCCAGCACCCUUACCAGAAGCCCCACAACCACCGCGCCUGCCCCCAGAAGCUGCCAGCACAUCUCUGCCUCAGAAACCGCACUUGAAGUUAGCACGAGUUCAGAGUCAAAAUGGCAUUGUACUGUCAUGGAGUGUCCUGGAAGUGGAUCGAACCUGUGCCACUGUUGACAGCUACCAUCUCUAUGCUUACCAUGAGGAACCCAGUGCCACUGUGCCCUCACAAUGGAAAAAGAUUGGAGAGGUAAAGGCACUUCCUUUGCCAAUGGCAUGCACUCUGACCCAGUUUGUAUCUGGCAGCAAAUACUACUUUGCCGUACGGGCCAAGGAUAUUUAUGGACGUUUUGGACCUUUCUGCGAUCCUCAGUCAACGGAUGUGAUCUCUUCUUCCCAGAGCAGUUAAACCUUGGACCCUUUCUCUCUUCUUCUUUGAAAAGUUCCACUUUUUGGUCUUAUUUUAAUCUUGUGCAUGAUACCCAUUGUAAAAAUCUACAUUGUGCGAGAUUUCUUGGACAGAUGUGUAUAUACACUACGUUUGUUUAUAAUCAGAGAAUAAAAUAAACUUAGCUCAUAAAGCAAGAACCUUUUCCUGAACAAUUCAAGCUUCAAGGUUUUGAAAUGUAAAUGUGCAUCUUCCUUUAGUCUUGAGGCUGGGGAAUAAUAUGUUUGGGUGUUUGUGUGGUUUUAUUUUUUUCUAUUUAUAUAUGUUUGUUGCAGUGGAAUCUCCCAUUUUCAUUCUCAAAUACCUCUCUUCUAGCAUAAAGUAGAGCAAAGCAUCUGAGGUAUGUAACUGGCAUGAUUCUAUUUCUAAGGGAUCUGUAGUUUCAUAGUUAAAUGAUUUAAACAGAAUCUAAACAAAACCCAAAGAAAAAAAUAAAAAGCUUAAAAUAGGUUAAUUUGAACACAGGAAAGGAUCUGUUUUAUCUUUUGUUGUCUCUUCUGGGUUGUUAAAUAGGCGAAAACAUCUAAAUGACCCCUCCAUUUUCUAAUCUUACUUUUACAUUUAUUUUGUGCCUUAAACAUUAACUGCAAAAAUAAACAUGGCCAUUUGUCCAUUGUUGUUUCUUUCCUUUCAGCUUUCAGCCCUUCAUUUUUCCUUUAUCUCCGCAAAAUAUAGCACACUCCCUCAAGUAAAUGUUAAAACAAGGCUUUUAUACAUAUUCUCAUCAGUGGCAUUACUAUAUCUAACUCCAAAAUUUUCACUUGCUAUUUUCUCCUAAGAAUAUAAAUGCUUUUAUUUUUGGUCACCAUUUAAAUUUACUUUAUGUAAAGUAGACCAAGAGAAGACCGAACUGUGUAAGAAACUUUUCCUACAAAAAUUUCAGUAUCUGUGCUCACACGGUGUCAGAAAUUAUGAAAGCAAUUAUAGUUUAUCACCCAAAGCAUAAUAUUCUUUCAAAGGAAAUAGUCAAAUUUACAAAAUACAGUGAGCUAAAAUAUUAAAGGGAAAGAUACAUUAUCUCUUUAUUCUUGUAUCAUUGUUCCUUUUGUUAACUUUUAACUUUGUUUUGAUGGUGCCAAGUUUUGUGUAAUUUAUCCUAUGUCAGCUUUGGAUAGAAUUCAAAGCAUAUCCUUUGGGGUCAGUUUAUGUAACAAUUAGAUAUAACUUAGUUCUCUGUUCCUCUUCAAAAUUAAUCAAAGUCAGCUUAGGUGUCCUGCAUUUUCAAUACGAGUGCGAGCUCUAUUGGUAUCAGAUAGUUGAGUGUAGAUAGUGUAGGACAGGACUUCCUGGGUACACUUGGGGAUGAGAGUACGGUUGGGAAUAUUUUGAAAGGAAUUCAUGGAGUUUGUGAAAUAAUUUAUCAUCUUCCCUUAUCAUAUUUGAAUUCAUAUUUGUACCUUCUCAAAUUAUACCUCCUGAAAUUAUAGGAGGGAGCAAUCCUCUCCAUUAAUGCUUUGUUUGCCACAUUGGUGGCUUGAAACUGGAAGCAUUCUAGUUGUAAAGUCUUUAAAUAGACUUUCACCAGUCAGUGUAUGUCAUGUUAUGUGUGAAUUUUGGUUGAUGCUGAAGAAAGCCUACAGGUUGCCAAAUUAUAAAUGCUCCAAAACCUUCCUUUCACUUUCAGAAAAUAAGGCCACAUGAGAAUUAAAGUUUCCAUGAAUCAAAUUUGCCAACCAUGUAGCUAUUACUCGUUCUAGGACUAAUGACGAUGGUAAAGAAGUUGCCAAUAUCAUGCCAAUGAAAAUUUCGAAAGGGAGAUAGAUAUAUAUGAAUACCUAUCGAUACCUGCAUGUAUAUAUGUUUCUACCUGCCGUGGAUGCAACAUUGAUUAUGUGCUCAAGAUCAUUCCUGUCUACAGAAUAGAAAGCUCAUGUUCAAAAUUGUUCUUUAUUGGCCUUUUUUUGGUCAUGUGAUAACAAUUUGCCUACCUAGCCUUGAAAUGGUUCCCUUGGUGAAUGUUUCUAUUUAUAGUCACUAAUCCCUUUUUAAAAGAGUUUUUGUAGCACUAUAUAAUCCUGUGAAGAAAACCCAGUAGAAUGCAAAUAUUUCAUUAUUUUAGUGUAUACUGUGUUUUCUGUCAAAAAAAUUUUCGAACAGUAACCUUAAAAAAUAUUUUGCUACAGUAAAAUAACUUUUUAUUUCUGAUGGUGGGAGGAAGGUACAAAGAAAUAUUGUAAUUAUUUGAGGAAAAAGCAUAUUAUAAAUUGGCCUCCACAAAUUAGUCUGACAUGGGAUUUGUAGGCAACAGCAGCAAUAUUGGAUUAACUGAAAGGUGGUAGGCUAGAACUCUAGUCUUUUAUUUGGGGCAGGUUUUAAUGUUGAUGGACACUUUUUAUUCAGGAGAGAGAAUGGAAGAUUCAGCUAGAAAUAGCUACUGAUUACAGAUUUUUUGUAGCAGUUCACACCCCAUGAUACCUUUUUUAUUUUGUUGUGCCUUUUCACAAAGUAUUACAAAUAAGCUUGUUUAUCCCAUUUUGGGAAUGCAAGUUUACUAAAUUUUUUAGCCUGACAAUACUUGUGUUAAAUGUCACUUUAUUGGAAAUCCUGGAAAUUUAUGAAAUUUCAACCCAAAAUUGUUAUGUGGCGUUUAAAGGUAACAGUGAUGUUUGUUACUCUUUACUUUGUACUCUGUUAAUUUUCGCCCUAUUUAAGGUGUGAGUAAGCCUCUUUCCAAAAUUAUGUUAUUGCCAGUAAAUUUAUAAAUUACAUACAAAGAUAACAUGUUAUUAACAGUUAACUUGAUGAGGUAACUAUAUCCCUCUAUUUCUCUGGACUCACUUUUUAAAAUAUGCAGAAUACUGUGUACUGUUUAACACAGUAGAAGUCAAUGAGAAGAGUGAAGAGCUUUCUUCCUUGAAAGAUAUUUGAGGCACCAUUUGCCUCACAGCGAGAUGUUCCCCACUCUCCCCACCCCCAAUGUCAGGUAAAUGAAAGGUUGAUUUGAAAUACAAGUACUAGAGCAAGGAGCUUAGAAUCUUAGGGGUACAUUUCUACAGAACUCCUUAGGUGGGCUGCACCAUACAGAAUUCUCUUACUGUAUUGCAUAAGUGUUAGCUAAGUUUUUGUUCUCUUUUGGUUAUAUUUUCUGAAUUAUUUAUGCAACAAGGUGAGUGUUAAUAUUGCAUGACAUGCAUUUAUCUUGUUCCACGAAUUUCCCAGUACUAUACAAGAUUAACAAAAUAAUGCCUGUGGUAUCGUCUUCUCUUGCUUUUAUACAUGUGAUCUUAGCACUGUUAGAGUACUGCAAAAACCUUGGGUUAUUUCAGUAUCUUAUGAUUCAUUCGUUAUUUUAUUAUUGGCCAGUUGUUAUUGGCCUGUUUUAUUCUAAUUUCCAGAAAAAUCAUGUCUCAGUAUUAGAUUAUUGCAUAUAACUUUAUCUAAAACCAAUGUAUGAUUCUGCCUUCCUUACUGGGCAAAUGAUGUGUCCAGUCCUCCCACCCCACCUCCCCCUUUUUUUACAUUUUGGGACAAAGGAAAAGAUUAGAACAAUUCUCAUGAGGUGUUUUGUUAGUGUGGCAGACUUAUGUAAUUCCUAAAAUCUGUUUCUCUUGAGCCAGCCAAUGGGGAGGAAUAGGACCAUACAAAUAGUUUUAUCAUGCUAAAUAAGUUUUUUAAUUUGUAGAGUCAGUUAAAUACCAAGCAUUUAUAUUUAAAUGCUGUCUUUUUUAUUUUUGUUUUAUUUUGUUUGUAAAUAAGGUAACUGGGCAAUCAAACACCUUUUGGAAAUCUUGGCUUUAGUAUUUCAUCAGCCAUUUCAAAGUUAAUAUAAAAAUACUUUGUAGGAAACUUGCAUUCUGAUUUUUCUUUAUUGCAGUUGAAAGUGUAAAUAAUAAGACAAUGUUAAGAUCUUCCUAAUGUUUAAUAUAAACCGGCUAUAGCAAGUUGUCCUAUUUUUAUUAGGUUUUAAAGGUUUUUGUGUUUUUUUUUUCUUUUCUAAAUGUACAGUAGACUGGUGUCUGUUUAAGUGUUAACUGUAGUGGGAUUUGUCCAGCAAGCCUGAAAUUUAUACUUUGAAAUAAACUAUGGGUUUUUAACA